Messenger RNA from Cyclospora cayetanensis, 2076 nucleotides. RefSeq lists its product as uncharacterized. The record is from RefSeq and is a predicted model, not a curated record. The coding region runs from base 1 to 2076 and encodes 691 amino acids. Lineage: Eukaryota; Apicomplexa; Conoidasida; Eucoccidiorida; Eimeriidae. The transcript has 11 exons.
AUGACUCGGGGGCCCCCAGUGUCUACGCUUGCCUGGCAGCUCGCGCUGCUGAGACAGCGAGCACAGCGGGGAUCCCCCUCUACUCCCAUCCCUCUUCGCCGCUUGCCACGCCGGUUUGGGGAGGGGCCGUCGGCAAGCGCCUACCUGGCGCCUCCAGUGGCUUCGCUCAAACUCCGAUUGGGGCCUUUGCAGGGAACCACAUGGAGCAGCAGCCGAUUAUUUUCCACGAAAACGUCUAGCCGUGGAGGGGUCCUUACAUCCCCAGCUCUGAAUGCCGCAGAGACAGCGCGUGCUUUAGGGGUGCCAGACGUUGCUCUUGGUUUCCCCUCCCCCGAAGGUAGUUCCCAUUCUGCUGGAGACUCGACUUCCUCUGGUACAAACGGGUCAUCAAGGAAGCAUAAGAGCAAAAGGAAUCUGAAGCUGGCAGCAGCGCAGGUUCCCCUAGACAGAAGAGCCACAAAUGCUAGUGUUGCAAGUGAAGCAGCAACUGGUGCUGAACUAGCGAAUGCUGCAGGGGUGGAUGAUGCUUCACAAGUUGCAACACAACCACUAGCAGAUGCUGAGGCAGCGAAUUUGCAGGCGCAUCAGCAAGCGGAGGAACUUGAAGGAGAAAAAGAGCAACAAAAUCAUCAGGACACCGCGUUAAAAGAAGGGGAAGGUGCAGCAGGAGAGGCAGAAGAUGAUUCUGGCGCUCCCAAACAGGACGUCGUCGCUGCUGCGCCUGUGUAUGCAUGCAUUGCAGCAGGCGGAGCGGCUGGAGGACCUUCAUCGAGAAGUGGAGGCGGCAGAAACAAAGAACAAACAGCUGCAACACCUCGCAGAUCAGCAAGUCGCACAGCAAGCUUUACACCUGCCUACAAUUCUAGAGGGGUCUCUGUUCUGCAGUAUGUCUGUGAGGUUAUGUGCUUUUGGAUCCAUGUUGGUUGGUGUCCUGUAUUCCAUUUCUAUGAAAAAAAUGCACGUGAGCACGUGUGGAUCUCGGCUUGUGGUGAAUCGCAGUUUACCGUAGAUACAGUUGCCGUUCUAUGGUCGCCAUGUUGGGAACUUCGGCGAGACGCGAAGGAGGCUUUUGCAGCCCAGGCGGAGGCAGCGUUAUCAGUGGUGGAGGCGAGGACGUGGGAACUAUUUGAAAUGCAAGACGAAAUGCAGGACUGGCUGUCCACAAAUGAAGAGAAAAUGCAUGCAGUUGAGUCGCAAGUAGAGGAGCUGCAGCAGGCUGGAGAGGAAGACCCCGUAGUUGCUGCCGCCGUUAAACCUCUUCUGCCCCUUCUACCCGUCUUGGACAGUGAUCCCGUAGAGACGGCCUAUUCAGCAUUUGAACAGCUAAACAAGGCUGUGCACUGCAGCGCGCGUGCUGCGUUCGUCCCUGAGGAUUCGGGAGUUCUUAUGCACCUCUUGGGGUUUUUUCUGGGCUCCUUGUAUUCCGUAAUGCCAUUACCACUCUAUGACCCUCCCUCCUGUGAUACCCAAGACAAUGUUAAACUAACUGCAAGUGGAGUUCUCCAUCAGAACCUCGCAUGGCUUUCACAGGCACGCAUACACGCAGACAAAGCUGACCUAUUGUGUGCCGUACAGUGUCUCGACAGACUGCGGGGCCUAGCACGGCAGGAGUCAGAGGACGUAGCCAAAAGAAUAAAAACGGCUCUUCUUGUACAUCAGGUUGUCGAUACAGUCCGGGCCCGCCUCUACUGUAUGAAUAGCCAGAUCACCUCAGACCCUGUGAGGCCGUCAGAGAUCCCACCAAGUGCAUUCAGGAGAAUUUUCGGCUUUUUGCUCAGUGGGCACAGCUUGCAUGGGCCUUGUUUUGGCAAGGCAAUGGUUUGGAAGACAUUUCUUGUGGGUAAAGUAGGAUGUGCUGGAUCAGCGGAAUGUGUAGAAAUGCUAAUUAGCUCACGCGGAGUAGUGAGGUUAGGGGACCACGGGGCGCUUGUAACAGCCUGGGGUGCGCCUUCACUGCAGAAGGGGGUUCAAGAGCACCAGAGCGGACCAUUGGAAGGGGGCAGAGGUAAUUUUCCAGAAGAACAAGUCGAUCGCAGCAUGAAUCAAGAAGUGUAUCACGGAGAAAAACAGUGGUAA